GUAGGCUGUUGAAAGUAUUUUAAAUCUAGAAAUCAAAGCACCGGUUUUUGCUUGAAAAUUCCCAGUACCAUAUAUGGCCGACUCACAGGCCCCCAAUUUGCUCCAAUACAAGGUCGGCCGCAUGAUCCUGCUGGGCAAGAUGAUUGAGCCCGAUGACCGCAAGGGGCUGCUCUUUGUGCGCCGAUCCGCCGGCGAUAACCAGGUGCACAUCCACUGGAUGGACCGGCGAACCGGGACCGUUGAAUUGGACAUUCCGGCCACCCCGGGCGACCUCGAGUUCCGUCGCAUUGAUCAGUGCAAAACGGGUCGGGUGUAUGCCCUCAAGUACACCCGAUCCACGCAGCGUUACUUCUUCUGGAUGCAAGAGCCCCAGGCGGAUAGGGAUGCGGAGUUUUGUGAACGGAUCAACGAACUCAUCGCCACCGGUGCCAGGAAGUGGGAUGAAAGCGCGGCGGCCGAGGGAGAUGUGGAUACGGAUGUGGAGCAAGGCACCAGGCAUCAGCGUGGCUUCGGUGGCAGUGAGCAUCUGCAGGUUCUCGACCAGAUGCGUCAAAUGCUGGAAAACUCCUUGGCCAGAACGCCAGAGACUUGGCCACCACCAGCUAACCAGACAGACGAAGCCGAAGAAGCAAUGGCACCGUUGGCAUUUCCAGAUCCCGCUGCGGAGAUACUAGAUUUGGCAACAGUCUUACGUUUUUACGGCGCCGAAGCAGUGCAAAGUCUUCUGAUGUCACCCAGAAGGCGGCAAAAACUGUUGGCUCAACUGCCCCAAGAUCCUGACGAGCAGGAUGCUGAUGAGAAGGGAAAUACCGGCUAUCAUGAAGCCCAGAUAAUACUCGACCAUCUGCGUUCGCCACAAUUCUACGAAACCAUGUCCUACUUUUCGCUGGGCCUGCACUCGGGGAUUCCCCGAACGGUGCUGCAACCCGUGCUCAACAACCAUGACCAUCGCGAGGCCCUGGAUGCCGCCCAAUCCGGGGAUAUUGAGCGCUUUCUACGUGUCCUGCAUCGCAACGAAAGAGAUUACAAUGGUCCAACCGAUUGAGCCGGAGUGUCUCAUAAAUAAGUCAAAAUACAGGAAAAUAAAUAUGAGUAUACACUAA
Messenger RNA from Drosophila biarmipes, 1103 nucleotides. It is a transcript of the gene Rpn13R, whose product is annotated as proteasomal ubiquitin receptor ADRM1 homolog. The transcript has a single exon. Gene Ontology annotation, cellular component: proteasome regulatory particle, lid subcomplex; nucleus; cytoplasm. The coding region runs from base 74 to 1045 and encodes 323 amino acids. The record is from RefSeq and is a predicted model, not a curated record. NCBI's taxonomy places the organism in Eukaryota, Metazoa, Arthropoda, Insecta, Diptera, Drosophilidae. Gene Ontology annotation, molecular function: ubiquitin binding; endopeptidase activator activity; proteasome binding. Gene Ontology annotation, biological process: ubiquitin-dependent protein catabolic process.